CGCUCCCGCCCUUUUCCGUCAUUCCAGCAGGAUGAGAGCGGCGGAGCUCCUGGUGCUGUGUCUGCCAGCGCUCCUGGUGCAGGGACAGUUCAGCAGGUUCGAGGGCAUCACCUACCCCGAGCCGGUCCAGUACUCCCAGUACGACCAGCAGGCAGAAAUUCAGGAUUACUACGACUACCACGAUGUCACCCCCCGAGCCCCGGAGGAGCAGUUCCGGUACCAAUCCCAGCAGCAAUCCCAGCAGGAAACUGUGCCAGCCCCGACCCCAGCUGCGGUGCCCGAGACGGAGCCCACGGAGCCGGGACCGCUCGACUGCCGGGAGGAGCAGUACCCCUGCACCCGGCUCUACUCCGUGCACAAGCCCUGCAAGCAGUGCCUGAACGAGAUCUGCUUCUACAGCCUCCGCCGGGUUUAUGUCAUCAACAAGGAGAUCUGCGUCCGCACCGUGUGCGCCCACGAGGAGCUGCUGCGAGCCGACCUGUGCCGGGACAAGUUCUCCAAGUGCGGGGUGAUGGCCACGAGCGGCCUGUGCCAGACCGUGGGCGCGUCCUGCGCCCGCAGCUGCGGCGGCUGCUGA
This is a messenger RNA of Agelaius phoeniceus (red-winged blackbird), 577 nucleotides long. RefSeq names its product microfibril associated protein 2 (gene MFAP2). Gene Ontology annotation, cellular component: microfibril. The record is from RefSeq and is a predicted model, not a curated record. NCBI's taxonomy places the organism in Eukaryota, Metazoa, Chordata, Aves, Passeriformes, Icteridae. Gene Ontology annotation, biological process: embryonic eye morphogenesis.